AUGCCUCAACUUGUCGAACCCGCAAACCUCCCACCAGCGCCUUUUAAUGGCUCCGAUGGUGUGUUUUACAACACUACUCUUCGUCAGACUGUUCAAGUUGGCCUAGAGGCAAAUAAAAUUCGUCUGGGGUUUUCUAAUGCGUUUGGGGUUAAUAAUCUCAACAUCACCAGUGCGGCUGUGAGUCGAGCAUUCGAAAGUCAAGCCGGAAUCAGUACACUACAGUCAGGAUCUACGCAAAAAUUACAAUUCAGCGGAAAACCGAGUAUUUCUAUCCCCAACGGCGGUCUGGUUGUUACGGACCCAAUUGAAUUUCCGGUUCAGGCCCAGUCGGUUCUAAUGAUCGAUCUUUUCUUAGAGCAUGGCCAAGACGGCUUUGCUAUCACGGGUCACCCUGGCAGUAGGACUACGUCGUUCAUGAGCAUUGACGACCAAGUUGGGGAGAAAAACCUGACCAGCAACUCUGUACAAAGUACCGAACAUUGGUACUUUAUCAGUGCAGUCGAGGGGCUUUUGAACGAGAAGUCUAGCUCCUUUGCCAUAGUCGGCGAUAGUAUCACAGAUGGUCGAGGAAGCACAACAAAUGCCAACAAUCGGUGGCCAGAUCUGUUGCAGAAGAAAUUAAAUCAGGGCAAAGCUACAGCGAAAAUCGCGAUUCUUAACCAGGCAGCAGGUGGAAACCGCAUCUUGCAUGAUGGCCUGGGACCUAAUGCUGUCAGUCGUAUUGACCGAGAUGUAUUGGCACAGCCUGGGAUCAAAUAUGCGAUGAUAUUCGAGGGUGUGAAUGAUAUUGGCGUUGCAGGCCCGGAUAUCGACUCCCAAGCUGAGAUUGGGGAUCAACUGAUAAUGGCCUUCCAGCAGAUUGCAAGAAGAGUUCAAGCAGCCGGAAUAUUAUUUGGCGGAGCCACAAUUACACCAUUCGGGUCACCGGCAAGCUCGAAUUACACUCAGCCUUACUCGGAUUCGGAACGGGAAAAAACACGACAAAGAAUCAAUUAUUUCAUCAGGAAUAGUGGAAUAUUUGACUUUGUACUCGAUUUAGACCGUGUUGUACACGAUCCGCAGAAUAAAUCUGUCCUUUUGGGGAAAUUUGACUCAGGAGACCAUCUCCACCCCAACGAAGCGGGAUAUCAGGCGAUUGCUGAUUAUUUUCCAUCUGAUUUUCUCCUGUGA
Penicillium waksmanii is the source of this 1170-nucleotide messenger RNA. RefSeq names its product SGNH/GDSL hydrolase family protein. The record is from RefSeq and is a predicted model, not a curated record. Bases 1 to 1170 code for a protein of 389 amino acids. The transcript is spliced from 4 exons. Lineage: Eukaryota; Fungi; Ascomycota; Eurotiomycetes; Eurotiales; Aspergillaceae.